Messenger RNA from Aspergillus fumigatus Af293, 2004 nucleotides. RefSeq names its product Sec1 family superfamily. The coding region runs from base 1 to 2004 and encodes 667 amino acids. Gene Ontology annotation, molecular function: syntaxin binding. Gene Ontology annotation, cellular component: secretory granule; plasma membrane. NCBI's taxonomy places the organism in Eukaryota, Fungi, Ascomycota, Eurotiomycetes, Eurotiales, Aspergillaceae. The record is from RefSeq and is a predicted model, not a curated record. The transcript is spliced from 5 exons. Gene Ontology annotation, biological process: intracellular protein transport; vesicle-mediated transport.
AUGUAUGACGGAGCUGACGGUUGCUACUUACAGUGGAAAGUCUUGGUUGUGGACGAGACUAGCAGGAAGUUGAUAUACAACGCGACCAAUGAUGACGAUAUUCUUAACCUCAAUGUCACCAAUGUCGAGCAGAUCGAGCAUAGGCGACCGCCCAAUCCCGAUAUGGAUGCGCUGUAUAUCCUGUCACCUCAAACACAUAUCGUCGACUGCCUAAUGGCCGAUUUUGAACGGAAAAGAUACAGGCGAGCAUGGUUGGUCUGGACAUCAGCCCUCGAUCCACAGCAGCGCGCCAGGCUGGACAGGUCUCAGAUGGCGCGCGAGCAGAUUGCCGAUUUCCGGGUCAUGAACAUAGACUUCUUUCCAAGAGAAUCGCGUCUGGUUACCUUCCGAGAUCCCUGGAGCUUUCCCAUUUUGUUCCACCCUGGCUGCAAUCACCUGAUUCGAGGACACUUGCAAGAUCUGGCGCAGAAGGUGACUCGACAUCUUAAAUUCUUCGUCUUGUGUUCCCACCUCGCUCGAUUCAUUCAGAACGAAUUGGACCAGUUCGCUCAAUCUCAGAGAGACUUUCCUCCUCCUUCGCCGAGACCUCGCGGUGUUCUUUUGCUGGCAGACCGCUCUAUGGAUAUGGUUGCCCCUCUCAUCCACGAAUUUACCUACCAAUCAAUGGUGCAUGAUUUGCUACCCAUCAAAGACGGGGAUAAGGUCACCUACACCACUGUUAUCAACACUGGCAGUGGCGGCGGACAGAAAAAGGACAUGGAGAUCAAUGAAGAGGACAAUGUUUGGGUUGAAUAUCGGCAUCAGCACAUGAAAGAUGUGCUGGAGAAGCUGGGUCGAGACUUUGCGAAAUUUAGGGAAGCCCAUCCUCAGUUCGCGGAAGAUAAUGACAAAGUCAACGUGAACACGAUCAAGGACAUGCUUGCGGGCCUAACGGAGUUCCAGAAAGGUCGAGAUGCAUACACACUUCAUCUCAAUAUGGCAGAAGAGUGCAUGAAAUUCUUUCAAGACCAUAAGCUUUUGGAAGUCAGUUCAGUUGAGCAAUGCCUUGCGACUGGUCUAGACGAAAACUAUAAGAAGGCAAAGAACCUGGCUGCACAGCUUGUUCAGCUCCUCGAUGACGAUGCGGUUGUGCGCACGGACAGACUGAGACUCUUGCUCCUCUACAUCAUGUAUAGGGGAGGUAUUUUGGCGGGUGAUAUCCGGAAGCUCAUCGCACAUGCCCAACUAACACCACAGGACGGAGAAGUUAUUUCCAAUCUUGAUCUACUUGGAAUCAGGGUGGAGAAGCCACUGAAGGACGAAAAGCAACCUGUUCAGCCGUUAUUCCCCAGGAAAGCUCCGGCUGUCACCGAGAUAGACGAAGCCAGCCUUUCUCGAUAUGAGCUGAAUGUCAAGUUGCUGCUAGAAGAACAGGUCCGGGGCACAUUGGAUCCUGCACUGUUCCCCUUUACCCGGCCUCACACCACAGCAGAUGGCAUGGCACAGCAGGAUGCUCUGGCGCAAGCGUCUCUACGAAGCGCCAAACCAACGUGGGCGAGGACCCGCGGUUCUGCCGAGCAGCCACGGCAACGGAUUAUUUUGUUUAUGGCCGGCGGAGCUACAUAUGGGGAGUCGCGCGCCUGCUAUGAAGCAUCGCAGACGUUUGGGAAAGACGUAUACUUGGCCACAUCCCACAUGCUAACGCCAAGCUUGUUCUUACGGCAAGUCAGCGAUCUGAGUGCAGAUCGAAGACGCCUAGACAUUCCUGCAGAACGGCCCAAACCCACAGCGCCUGCUCAUCUGUUUGAGAAAGAUCCUCCUCCGCCUGCACCGGUGCAACAACAGCCUGCAGCCAAGAAAGCACCACCUCCCAACCUCAACCCUCCAGUGCCUACAGCCGCUAUGCAUGCCAUGUCACUAGGACCCAACGCGCAGAAGACCCCCAGCGGAACGCCGCCAGCCAGCUCCAAGCCUCAAAAGGAAAAGAAAGAGAAGGAAAAGAAGCGAUUGCACUUCUUCCGGUAA